AUCCUUCAGAGUUUUUGUAGCCAUGGUAAAUUAAUGGAAGCAUCGAAUCUUAUUGAUGUGAUGUCUCGUAAAAGUCAAGUUCCCAAUUUUAAUACCUGCGUAAACGUAAUUCGCGGCUUGAUCAAAGUUGGUCGGUUGGAGAAAGCAAUGAAAGUAUUGCAAGUUAUGGUUAUGUCUGGUGGGGUGCCGGACAUAAUCACUUAUAAUAUGUUGGUUGGUGGUCUGUGUAAAAAAGGACAGAUAAGAGCAGCUAUGGAUGUUCUUGAGGACAUGGGUUUGAGUGGUUGUUCGUCUGAUGUGAUCACAUAUAACACCAUUCUGAGGCGCAUGUUCGAUCACAAUCAGUAUGACCAGGCAAUACGAUUUUGGAAGGACCAGCUAAGAAAGGGGUGUCCUCCGUAUCUGAUCACUUUCACUGUGCUUAUCGAGCUUGUUUGUAGGCACUGCGGUGCAGAACGGGCAAUGGAGGUUUUGGAGGAUAUGUCGAUGGAGGGUUGUUAUCCCGAUAUAGUCACUUAUAAUUCUCUGAUUAAUUCUACGUGUAAGGAAGGGAAAUAUGAAGAAGCUACCUUCAUUAUCGUUGAGCUUCUAUCACGUGGGAUGGAGCCAAAUUCAGUCACUUACAACACCCUUCUCCAUUGCCUUUGUAGCCAUGGGCAUUGGGAUGAAGUGGAUGAGGUCCUCUCAAUUAUGAAUAAGACUUCCAAUGAUGCUACUCUUGUCACUUACAAUAUCUUGCUGAAUGGUCUAUGCAAAAAUGGGCUUUUGGAUCGGGCUAUUGACUUCCUAGAUCAAAUGGUUUCUCGGGAAUGUACUCCUGAUAUCAUUACCUACAAUACUCUUCUUGGGACCCUUGUUAAGGAGGGAAUGACAGAUGAGGUGUUAAACAUAUUUCUAUCGUUAAGACGCAUCGGCUGUUCUCCUGUUCUGAUCACUUAUAAUACCUUGAUUGAUGGAUUAGCUAAGAAGGGUGAUAUGGAGAAAGCAAUGGCUCUAUUCAUUGAGAUGAACGAGCAUGGGGUUACUCCUGAUGAUAUUACUUUUCAUUCUUUGGUUGCUGGGUUUUGCCGGGUGGAUCUGGUGACAGAGGCAUUGGAGAUGUUGAAGGAAAUGGACAGAAGAAACCGUAAGAUCAGAACUAGUACGUACGGUAUUGUAAUUCAGGGAUUAUGCAAAAAUGGUAAGGUGGAAAUGGCUAUUGAAGUUCUAGAUAUGAUGGUAUCUAGUCGAUGCAGGCCUAAUGAAAUAAUUUACACUGCCCUAGUUAAUGGAGUUGCUGCUGCCGGUAUGACAGAAGAUGCUACGAAGCUACGUAAUAAACUGAUCGAACGGAAGGUACUUAAGGAAGAUACAGAGACGGAAUAGACAUGGCAUGAAGAGUUCUACGAAUUUGCAGUCUACAGAUUUGUUGGGCGUCAGAAUACUGGGAUUGCAAUUUGCAUCUUUCCAGCUAUAUCUAUUUGAAGAGGUAAUUGGCUCCAUUUCAAUAUCCUGUUGGCAAUCUGUUGCCAACAGAAAAAAGUUCUGUAGAUCUGGUUCAUAUUUUCAGAAAUUGUAUUAUAUGUUAUGUAGACAACUCUGACAAGUUAAGAAUAAAAUUCUAGUUUUA
Molecule: messenger RNA, 1609 nt
Organism: Papaver somniferum (opium poppy)
Lineage: Eukaryota; Viridiplantae; Streptophyta; Magnoliopsida; Ranunculales; Papaveraceae
Product: pentatricopeptide repeat-containing protein At1g08610-like
Exons: 1
Coding region: 34-1365 (443 amino acids)
Molecular function (GO): protein binding
Source: RefSeq, a predicted model, not a curated record